Molecule: messenger RNA, 1594 nt
Organism: Jaculus jaculus (lesser Egyptian jerboa)
Lineage: Eukaryota; Metazoa; Chordata; Mammalia; Rodentia; Dipodidae
Gene: Ndufaf1
Product: NADH:ubiquinone oxidoreductase complex assembly factor 1
Exons: 5
Coding region: 533-1519 (328 amino acids)
Biological process (GO): mitochondrial electron transport, NADH to ubiquinone; mitochondrial respiratory chain complex I assembly
Cellular component (GO): mitochondrion
Source: RefSeq, a predicted model, not a curated record
UUUAAAAAAAGACUUUAUUUAUUUAUCCCUUGUGUAUCUGGCUACGUGGGUCCUGGGGAAUCCUUUGCCUUGGCAGGCAAACGCGUGAACCGCUACGCUCUCCCUCCAGACCUCAUUCACCUUUAGAAUCCCCGUAACCAUUCCCGGAACCCCGUACCGGCCGGAACUCUAGUGUUUCAUCACCUAGUUUGCCGCCGGAGGGGAAAAGCAGGUGGACCCAACCCAGAGACGUGAGAACCGGACGGCCAAGAGCGAUGGACUCGGCGGAAGUCGCAGGUGGGGCCGUGGAAGCGCAGCCGGGGCUGUCCGGGAAUUGGCGCUUGUGGGAAGCGGAAAGUGGCCGCUAGCGAGACACGAGGGGGUGUCUCUUCACCGGAAGGGCGUCGCAGGUGAGGCUGGAGGGGUCGGAGCAGGUCUGCGCCUGGGCUUCAGAGUGUGUUUGCCACUGGCUGUGUGGCCGCAGGUAGAACUGGACUGAUUGUUAAAACUUCUUUUCUCUGAAAAGAAAAAUACAUUUUGACUUUUUCUUACAAUGGCUUUGGUUCACAAAUUGCUGAAUGGAACUUACAUUCUCAGAAACUGGGUGAAGCCAAGUGCUACCUUGAAUCCAUUUUUGGGUAUUCACUUUGUAGACUAUUCUUCUAGUAGCCUCCAAAAACCAGUGGCUCCUCUUGGCAGAGUCUCCCAGCAGAGGAAGACUGAAGAGGGUUUACAAGGACAUCACCAAAAAGAAGUUGCUUUGGAUAUAAGUUCUUCUGAAGAAAAGCCUGAAGUUAGUUUUGAUAAAGCAAUUAGAGAUGAAAUAAAGGAACAUUUCAUGCGUUGGAAGGAUGAAAUUGUAAAUCAUUGGGUAGGGCCAGAAGGCCGCCCACUGCAUGAGGUCUUGCUGGAACAAGCCAAGGUCAUCUGGAAGUUCCGCGAAAAAGAAGAUUUGCAUAAGUGGAUAGUGACUUCUGAUAAGACAAUUGGAGGCAGAAGUGAAAUAUUCUUGAAAAUGGGCAAGAAUAACCAAAGUGCACUGCUGUAUGGAACUCUGAGCUCUGAGGUGCCUCAUGAUGGGGAGAGUAACCAAAGUGGGUACUGUGCGAUGAUAUCCAGGAUUCCGAGGGGUGCUUUUGAAAGGAAGAGACCUUAUGAUUGGUCCCUGUUCAAUACUCUGUAUCUUCGUGUCCGCGGGGAUGGCCGGGCAUGGAUGGUGACCAUCAGGCAAGACACAGACUUUGUUCAGAAGAAAAAUCAAAUGUACAGUUACUUCAUGUUCACCCGUGGGGGUCCCUACUGGCAAGAGGUCAAGAUUCCUUUUUCUAAAUUCUUCUUCUCGAAUCAAGGAAGAAUCCGAGAUGUCCAGUGCCAACUUGUGCUUGACAAGAUCUCUUCUAUAGGAUUCACCCUAGCUGAUAAAGUGGAUGGUCCAUUCUUUCUGGAAAUAGAUUUCAUUGGGGUAUUUAAUGAUCCAGCCCACACAGAAGAAUUUGCUUAUGAAAAUUCUCCAGAUCUUAACCCAAGUCUUUUUAAAUAGAGAAGAAUAUGUGUUACUAGAUCAAAGGCAAGUAGCACCUACAUGAUACAAAUAAAUAAAGUGUUUCUACUAUUA